Molecule: messenger RNA, 738 nt
Organism: Tetrahymena thermophila SB210
Lineage: Eukaryota; Ciliophora; Oligohymenophorea; Hymenostomatida; Tetrahymenidae
Product: cytochrome protein C
Exons: 1
Biological process (GO): mitochondrial electron transport, cytochrome c to oxygen; mitochondrial electron transport, ubiquinol to cytochrome c
Cellular component (GO): mitochondrial intermembrane space
Molecular function (GO): electron transfer activity; heme binding
Source: RefSeq, a predicted model, not a curated record
AUGAACAGACCAAAAGGACCCUAACCAGAAGGAACAAUUUCUCCAGAAGAAGCUGAAAAAAAAUGGGGUGAUAAAUUUUAUACAUAUACAGGCGUACCAAAAAAAGAUAUGCAAAAGGAAAUAAAUGAACUUGAAGAAAGUUUAGAAAGUGAAAAGAUCAAAGGUUUAAAGAAAUUCGAAGAAAGAUUUGAGCUUAAAAAAAUACAAAUUGCUAAAUCAAAGGAACAUAUAUAUAAGGGAGACGAAAAGGAUAAGAAAAUUCCUGUUGAUGGAGACUUUGUUGAAGGUUCUAGAGUUUUUAUGCAACAUUGCUCAAGUUGUCAUUCAUUAGAAACAAAUAACUAAGGUAGAAAAACUACUGGUCCUGCUUUAGGUUUAAUUUAUGGACGCAGAGCUGGUGCAGAUCCAUAUUAUAACUAUAGCCCAAGCUUAGUUAAAAGUUCUUACGUAUGGACAACACGCAAUUUAUUCUAUUUCUUGCAAAAUCCUCGUACUUUAAUUAGUGGUAAUAAAUGUGAAAUAUUUGGAGGUGGUAUUAAAAGUGAAGAAGAGAGAGCUGAUCUUAUAGAAUUUUUAAAAGUUUAUUCAAAAUAGCUUUCUGAAAAUUUGCGUCAUAAAGCUAAUAAAGUUUAUGGAAAAGAUUAUGUUAAUUAUCACUUACAAACCUAAUUACUUGUUGAAUAAGAGGAAAUGCGUCGUAUCGGUAUUGACGCUGCAAAUGAUGCAAAAAAAAUAUGA